This is a messenger RNA of Suillus subalutaceus, 662 nucleotides long. RefSeq lists its product as uncharacterized. NCBI's taxonomy places the organism in Eukaryota, Fungi, Basidiomycota, Agaricomycetes, Boletales, Suillaceae. Bases 95 to 472 code for a protein of 125 amino acids. The record is from RefSeq and is a predicted model, not a curated record. The transcript has 2 exons.
AUAAACAACGCACUUAGUUGGACGAGUAACGUUGUAAAUGCAAUGUUGGGCGGUGAGCUAUGCACCUCCGUGAUAUUGACUUGACUGAAAGACCAUGCAAGUCAUCAUGAUCGCUCGGUUACAUGCCAUGUAUCAGCGAUCCAGAAAGGUGCUGAUUUUUCUCGUCGUCAUUUUUCUGCCCAUCAGAAUCGCCAACGUAGUGAUGGUCGCAUUACAGACGAUGCAGAUGUCAGGGGAGGAAUACGUUCUCUCCGGCACCUACCAGUGCAUAUUUACCUACGGGGGAGAUUCCGUAUUUCUUAAUUCCAUGACUUGGAUACUUUCUACUGUAUGGGAGGUCGUUGCACUGUGUCUCGCGGUCUGGAUUGCUGUAAAGCAGUUCCGUGAACUGCGACAACACUCGACGAGAGGUGUUAUCGGUGACUGUUACACGGUGCUAAUGAAAACUCAUGUGAGUUACUUUGUGAGGUGAGCUGAUAAUGUGAAUGCGAUCCCCUUGUUCCGCUGAAGUUUUGCACGUGCUAGUUUUUUGGCUAUGUCUUGCCUCCAGAUCGGUUUCAUGUCUUCAACGCUGUUAGUGGUAUGUCGAGCUGUCAUCGACUUAUACUUGCAUGCGACCAUCAUUCAUUACCUCUAUAGGACUUGUAUACCCUGGACGCUCA